Cercocebus atys (sooty mangabey) is the source of this 752-nucleotide messenger RNA. RefSeq names its product keratin-associated protein 3-3. The record is from RefSeq and is a predicted model, not a curated record. Gene Ontology annotation, cellular component: keratin filament. The transcript has a single exon. Lineage: Eukaryota; Metazoa; Chordata; Mammalia; Primates; Cercopithecidae. Gene Ontology annotation, molecular function: structural molecule activity. Bases 84 to 380 code for a protein of 98 amino acids.
CAGAGAAAGGACAGAUAUUCACACCUCAGAAGACUCGUCCUUCUUUUCAAUCAAACCCAUAAAUACCACAGACGCUGAUUGCCAUGGAUUGCUGUGCCUCUCGCAGCUGCAGUGUCCCCACCGGGCCCGCCACCACCAUCUGCACCUUCGACAAAUCCUGCCGCUGCGGAGUCUGCCUGCCCAGCACCUGCCCACACACGGUUUGGUUACUGGAGCCCACCUGCUGUGACAACUGUCCCCCACCCUGCUACAUUCCUCAGCCCUGCGUGCCCACCUGCUUCCUGCUCAACUCUUGCCAGCCAACUCCAGGCCUGGAGACCCUCAACCUCACCACCUUCACUCAGCCCUGCUGUGAGCCCUGCCUCCCAAGAAGCUGCUGAUGGAUGGCUACUUUGCUCAGUGCCUGAGGUUGAAAGAGUCAGCAUAGAAGCUUUAGCAUUCACGUAUCUCAGUACCUACAACUAAUGUGCUCUGUUUUAGAAAUUGGAACAAGGAUGUUGCUAUCACAAUCACCCCUUGCAAAUAAAAAGAGACCAAGAAACUUUCAAUGACCAUUCAGCUAUAACCAACUGCAGUCUGAAUUAGUGGAUGCCUACAGCUUCCCGAAGCUGUUCGAUUCCUUCAUAUUAAAGUGUCUCUUUCUGUGGGUGCUUUGGGAAUUCUGUUUCCAGUCUUGGGUGCUAUCUUUCUGGAAAUUAAGGAAGUUCUUCAUGAUUAUCCUAAUAAAUUUUACAUCUCUGGCAUAGCACAAA